UAUACAUACCGACAUAUAGUUAGGUAAAAAACAAGGUGAUUUAGUUCAACACAAAUUUCUGAAGAUGUGUUUUUCUAUGAAGAAGUUUGUUUCAACAUUGUUUAUUUGGUCAAGAAGGUGGUAAAUCCUCGCACUUCACUCACAGUUAAAAAUAAUGAAUUAAGUUACUGAUUACUCUCGCAUUUGAGCGCUCGUGUCUUUGACCACAGCUUUUCUAAAGCACCUGUCUAUCAGAUCAUGACGUUUCGUGGCUAGGCUGCCAACUCUAGCUUUUCGCUAUCCGUGAAUUUAAGUUUAUGUAGCAAUUUUUCUCGAAGCAAACCACAUAUCAAUAGAAAAACAUGUCUUCGAAGGAAAAGGGUCAUAUACGCACUUUGGCAUUAAUGGUGACAUCUGCGGCUAUUGGGGGAACAUUACAAUAUGGAUAUAACCUGGCCAUUAUGAACGCACCGACUGUUUUCAUUCAGAACUUCAUUAAUGAGACAUUUCAAGAGCGAUGGGGAAUAGAGCUGGAGGUGUUUGAGGUCACACUUAUAUGGACUGUUAUAGUCUCCAUCUUCUCAUUGGGAGGUUUAAUAGGGGCCCUGGUGGCCGGGCCAAUGUCUAUCCGUUUUGGGAGGAAGAAGACUUUGUUGCUGAAUAACAUCUUCUUAUUGUCAAGCUCACUUCUAGCAUUGUUGAGCCGAACAGCAAAGUCUUUUGAGAUGAUUAUUAUCUCCAGAAUUUUGGUUGGCAUAAACGCAGGUAUCAGUAUGAAUGUGCAACCCAUGUAUUUUGGUGAAAGUGCACCGAAGCAUUUAAGAGGCGCUGUGUCUCUGUCCUCAGCUGUAUUUACUUCAUUUGGUGUGGUGUUGGGACAGGUCGUAGGUCUGAGUGAGUUGUUAGGUAGUGAGCCAUGUUGGCACUACUUACUGGCCAGUAAUGCUAUCCCAGGCAUCCUUCAACUUCUCACCUUGCCCUGGUUUCCAGAGAGUCCUCGCUACCUCCUCAUUGACCGUGGGGACAAAGAGGCCUGCUUACAGGCACUACGCAGUCUUCGAGGCUGUGAUGUGAAUAAAGCAGAGCUGGAUGAAAUUCUGGAGGAACAGAAUGAAACCAAAGGAGAGAGAGCCAAACGGCCAUGGGAGCUCUUCAGUGACCGCAGCAUUCGCUGGCAGCUCAUCUCUGUAGCGGUCAUUAGCAGUGCCAUGCAGCUGUGCGGGAAUGAUUCGAUUUACUUCUAUGCAUCAUAUGUGUUUCAAGAAGCAGGUAUAUCUCCAGGUCUUAUCCAAUAUGUGACAAUCGGCACAGGGAUGUGCGAAUUCAGCGCUUGUAUUUUGUGUAACUUGUUAAUAGAAAGGCUGGGUAGAAAGAUGAUGUUGAUGGGCGGCUAUGUUCUCAUGACAGGCUGUGCUAUAGUCUUCACUGUGGCUCUUUCGCUGGAGCAUAUGUAUGACUGGAUGUCUUUCCUAAGCAUGGCUUGUGUCUUCACUUAUAUUCUCAGCUUUGGGAUGGGACCAGCUGGCGUGACUGUAAUCCUCCCAACGGAAUUGUUUAACCAGACAGCACGUCCUGCUGCUUACAUGAUCUUUGGGUCUUUAUUGUGGCUGAACCUCUUUGUUGUUGGGAUGGUCUUUCCUUUUCUUGUGAAUGGUUUGGGCCAGUAUUGCUUUGUGCCUUUUGGAGCCGUAUGCAUUCUGUCUGCUGUAUAUGUUCUGAUGGUUCUACCAGAAACCAAAGGAAAGACCCUACCAAUGAUCACUAGAGAGUUUUACCAUCUUAACUACCGUGGAGAGGAUAAGAUGGAUCCAGGGAGAAAACAAGCCCAUUAUCAACCAGGGAAAAUCUAUCAUUCAACUGCUUUAUAAAGCAUGCUUUCUAGUUUGUUAAAUAUUCCCAUUAAAACAUUUUCUUUUAUUAGAAAAUGAAUCUUUUAAAGCGUACAUAUCAUGAAAAUCUGACUUUUCCAUGUUUUAGUGCUAAAAUUGGUCACCAGUGCUUCUAUAAAAAUAAAAAAUGUGAAAAAGAAUUACCCAAUAAAUUAAUUAGUUUUGGUAAACCAUUCUCUGCAAGCAUGUGAAAAAAUAGGUAAAUGAAAUUUGGCUCUCCUUGUGAUGUCAAAAGGGGAUUGUAUUAUAAUAUUACAGCCCCUUAAUCUGCACUAUCCAACCACGGCACUGCCACUUAAUGCAAAGAUAGAGAAAAUCAGAGGAUGGGUACAUGGUGGUCAUAAAGGGAUCGACGUGGUCAGAAACAAUGCUCAGGUAGGCUGUGGCAUUUAAAUGAUGCCCAAUUGGCACUAAGGGGCCUAGUGUGCCAAGAAAACAUCCCCCACACCAUUACACAACCACCAGCAGCCUGCACAGUGGUAACAAGGCAUGAUGGAUCCAGGUUAUCAUUAUGUUUACACCAAAUUCUGACUCUACCAUCUGAAUCUCUCAACAGAAAUCGAGACUCAUUAGACCAGGCAAAAUUUUUCUGUCUUUAACUGUCCAGUUCUGGUGAGCUCGUGCAAAUUGUAGAAUCUUUUUCCUAUUCGUAGUGGAGUUGAGUGGUACACGGUGGGGUCUUCUGCUGUUGUAUCCCAUCCGCCUCAAGGUUGUGCGUGUUAUGGCUUCACAAAUGCCUUGCUGCAUACCUCGGUUGUAACGAGUGGUUAUUUCAGUCAAAGUUGCUCUUCUAUCAGCUUAAAUCAGUCGGCCCAUUCUCCUCUGACCUCUAGCAUCAACAAGGAAUUUUCGCACACAGAACUGCCACAUACUGGAAGUUUUUCCCUUUUCACACCAUUCUUUGUAAACCCUAGAAAUGGUUGUGCGUAAAAAUCCCAGUAACUGAGCAGAUUGUGUGAUUUUCUUGACCAGGAGGACCGUACCCCUAAAUGCAUUGAAGCAACCCCCGUGUGAUUGGUUGAUUAGAUAAUUGCAUUAAUGAGAAAUUGAACAGGUGUUCCUAAUAAUCCUUUAGGUGAGUGUAUAUGCUAAAAAACUAAAUGUUUUAUUUAUCACUAAGACCCUCCUGUUCUUUCUAGUUUGUUUCAGAAAUCCAUUCUUUAACCAUGCAUUGUUGUAUCACCCCUUUUGGUUCCCCAUUUAUAUCUUUUUUCCUUUUUAUACUGUCUGAACAUUUUCCCACUACAAAAAAAAAAACAUUUUGUGAAAUACUCUCUAUGAGACCAAACAGCCAAAAAACUAAAAUGUUUAUUGUUUGGCAUUGUUUAUACAAAACUUUCCAUUAUUUAAAGAAAGCUUAAAAUGCAAAGUUAAAAACAAAGCCAUUGUGUUGUUUCAUCCGAAGCUUUGAUACAGGAGAUCCGCUCAGAUAUUGGCUUAGCUGAUUUUGGCACGAUCCUUGAGGUUGUACAGUUAUAAGAUCCUUCAGCAUGUUUCUCCUGUAGGUCAAUGUGACUCAGCAACUCUUCUGGUUUACCCCUGUAGCUUUUCUAUGGCAACCAACAGUAUUAGCUCUGAAAGCACAUAAUACAGGCUGCUUUCUAACAGAUCAAGACUCUAGUACAAAGCAAGCACCCUACUGCUAAAUUUAGUGUUGCUUAUUUCUUAAGUCUGUACAACUGGAUAAACAUACUUAGAAUUUCAAGUCUUAAUAAUUGUAAAUUAAACAUGUUGAACUGUUUUAACUGCUCAUUAAAAAUAAAUGUAAUGCAAAGUCAGUACACAGUAGUUGUGAAAUCCCUAGAAAAGCAAUAUAAACCUACAAUAUAUAUUGAACAGUAUUCUAAAGUGCUGACGACAACCAGGUACUUUUGCAUUGGUUACUUUUUGCAUUUCUUGGGGUAAAAACUAGUAAGUCAUUAUUAUGAUUAUAUACAGUAAGCUCUAGAUUCUCAUUGGUAAUAAUUACCUCAAUCCUAUGGUUAUAAAAAGUUGCUUAGACUUCGGACCAUGGUGUUAAGGGGAAAGAGAGGUUGUCAAUUUUUUAUGUUUUAGAUAUUUUAAUGAUUUACAGCAAGUUUACACACAUUUCUGUAAAAAAUGUUUCAAAAUAAAAUUUUCAUAUGACUUAAACCUGUUUUACACCAUUCUAAAGCUUACUGUGACCCUUUGCAUCAGGGUGCCCUUCUGCAGUUUGCUUGUUUUACAUCUGUAGCUUUGCUUGAUAAAUUGCUACAAAUCUGAACAAUGCAAAUAUAACAAAUCACAUAAUGGUAAAUACAAGGGGGUCUACCUUAAACUUAAUUGGUUACUGUAGUAGGCAUGCUCACAUUUCUCAGAGUAAAUAUAUAUUAUUUAACACAUUUAAAUAUAUACUGUAUAUGUAAAAAUACUGUUUUAGUCCAAAUUUUUGUAACAUUUAGAGAAAUUUAUGUUGUUUGUGUCUGAUGCCAUUGAAGCUGGGUCUUUACUUUGAAAUGGUAUGGACUGUAUAAAGGUUUAAUCAGAUUGGCUGUGGGAACCUCA
Messenger RNA from Paramisgurnus dabryanus, 4394 nucleotides. RefSeq names its product solute carrier family 2 member 11a (gene slc2a11a). NCBI's taxonomy places the organism in Eukaryota, Metazoa, Chordata, Actinopteri, Cypriniformes, Cobitidae. Gene Ontology annotation, molecular function: D-glucose transmembrane transporter activity. Gene Ontology annotation, cellular component: plasma membrane. The record is from RefSeq and is a predicted model, not a curated record. Gene Ontology annotation, biological process: dehydroascorbic acid transport.